AUGUCUGGAAAUCACAAAGCGGGAAUUAAAUAUCCUUCGGAAUAUGUCAAGCUCAAUAUCGGCGGUUCCUUACACUACACUACUUUAGGAACACUCCAAAAACAUGAUACUAUGUUACGAGCUAUGUUUAGUGGUCGCAUGGAAAUUCUUACAGAUCCCGAAGGGUGGAUAUUAAUAGAUAGGUGUGGAAAACAUUUUGGAACAAUCUUAAAUUUUCUAAGAGACGGAUCAGUUCCAUUACCAGAAAGUACAAGAGAAAUGGCAGAAUUACUUGCAGAAGCAAAAUAUUAUUGCAUUACCGAGCUAGCUGAAUCUUGUGAACAAGCACUUCUUCGAAAAGAAAGAGAAGCAGAACCUAUUUGUAGAAUUCCACUUAUUACUUCUCAGAAAGAAGAGCAAUUAUUAAUUAGUAGUACUACUAAACCAGUAGUGAAGUUGCUUGUUAAUAGACAUAAUAACAAGUAUUCAUAUACAAGUACAUCAGAUGACAAUCUCUUGAAAAACAUAGAAUUGUUCGACAAAAUGUCCCUUAGAUUUGGUCGUAGAGUGUUAUUUAUUAAAGAUGUGAUUGGCUCCAGUGAAAUUUGUUGUUGGACAUUUUAUGGUCAUGGUCGCAAAGUUGCAGAAGUUUGUUGCCACUCCAUUGUUUAUACAACUGAUAAAAAACACACAAAGGUUGAGUUUCCAGAAGCCAGAAUUUAUGAAGAAACAUUAAAUAUUUUAUUAUAUGAACAUCGAAAUGGUCCUGAUCAAGAAUUAAUGCAAGCAACAUCAUCACGUGGUGCAGUCAGUGGUGCACCACCUUGUACAUCAGAUGAAGAAGAGGGUGAGCGUUCAGGCUUGGCUCGCCUUCGCUCCAACAAACAAAAUACCAACUGACCCAAUCUUACCUCUCUUACCCCUCCUAAUCCAGCGACCCUUAGCGUCGUUCGAGUCCUCGCCCUUAAGACACGAGCCAAUACAAAGUAAGAUGUGUGAAAAAGGAAACGUAUACAAAAUUUUAUAUAUAUAUGCAUAUUUAUAGAUAAAGAUAUCUAUACAUAUACAUAUAUGUAUAUCUAUGUAUUCUCUUGAGCGAAAAAUGAAUAGUAUGAUUAAAAUUAAUUAUUAAUUAUAUUAUGCAUUGCACUUCAUUGCAUUGCAUUGUCUUAUUCACUUCUUUGAUCUAUAUCUAAACAUCCUAAUUAUUUCACAUAUCUGAAAUCAUUUUUAGAACCGAAUGACACAAUUUGUCUUGGAUUUAUAUUAUAAGAUAUUGAGAUAUGUAAAAAUAUAAGAAUACGUUUUCGUAUCUUUUAUUUUCACAUCGUAAAUUUGAAAAUAAGUAUUUCUAAGAGAACACAUAUACGAGUACUACUUAUGUGCCAAAUGUUCGUGUCAGACGUGAAACAAGAAUAAGUCGAAGUUGCCAUUUUGUGACUGAUGGAAUUAUUUACUCUUAUACUCUAUAACAACUUUUAAGCAGUUAUUAAGAUUAAGAAAAUACAUAAGAAAAUUGCAAAAUAUAAAAUUACGUUAUUACAAAUAUUAUUAUUUUUAUAUAAUUAUAUUAUUACUAUUACUUGAUUAAGAUACUUAAGAUAUUAUUAUUAUUAUUAUUAUUAUUAUUGUUAUUAUUAUUAUUAUUAUUAUUAUCAUCAUCAUUAUCAUCAUCGUCAUCAUUACCACCAACAUCAUCAUUAUCAUCAUCAUUACUAUCAUCAACAUCAUUAUUAUUAUUAUUAUUAUUAUUAUUAUUAUUAUUAUUAUUAUUAUUAUUAUUAUUAUAAUUAUAUAUAUAUUAUAUAUAUAUAAUUAUAAAACCAACAUUUUUAUAUUCUUUUUUUACGAAAAAAAAUUAUGUUUGAAUAAAUUAAUAUAAAAAAAUGUAUUUGCUUGAACAUUUUUCAAUUUAAGAAUUAUCUUAAAUUGCUUAAAAGAUGAUGUGGAGUAAACACUGCCAGUAAAAUAAUUACAGUGGAGUAUAUAAGCCAGUUUGAUAUAAUUUAAAAAUUAAUCUAUAAUGUGAUUGGUUUUUUUGGUUUAAAAUUAAAAUUAAAAAUAUUAGUUUUUUUAUUAUAAACAAAAUGACUUUUACAAGCAUAUAAGCUUUGUGUUAAUUUCUAUAUAUCAUUCCAAAAUAUGAUAUAUUUGAUGCUUUUUAUUUUGCUUACACACUUCCAUUUAAAAAAACAAAUGUAUUUAAAUAUAAUUCAAUGAAUACUACAAACUAAUUUAAUAUAUUCUUUUUAAUAUGGUGCAAACUCAUAUUUAAUGAAGGGACCAUAUGUAUUCCAAUUUUGAAUCUACAGUUAUUUUACUGUAGUACAAUAUAUAAAAUUAUGUAAAAUUCAAUAGACCUUUAAAUUAUUUAUUAAGUUUUUUUUUUUUUUAGUUUUUAAUAUAAGUUAAAAACUUAUAUUAUUCUCCCGAAUACAAGACGAUAUUUAUAAUAUAUAUAUAUAUCGCAAUAUAAAUGCAACAAUGCAAAAGAGUUCAUGUUCCUAUAAAUUUAUAUAAUAAAAAUUUUAAAUUGUAGAUAAUGAAUAUGGUUCAUAUUUCGUAUUUAUUAUAAAUUGUUAUAAGUAAUAAAAUUAUGUAAUAUGUAAGUUAAGCUAAAUGCAAUAUAUUAUGUUAAUCAAAAUAUUGCUUAAAUUUUUCAACCUCACAGUAAAGCACAGUUUUAGUGGCCUCCUUUGUCAGGUAAAACCGACACGAAAUAUAAAAUUUAUUCAAAUUACAUAUUUCCAUAUUUAAAAAAUAGUAGAAUUAGUUGUUGUCAAAAAAUAAAUUAAAAAUUGUACUGAUUAUUUAUCUUUUCUUUCAGGAAACUAAUACGUUCCAUCAUACAUGGGGUAACCAUGGUCUACUUAUUAAAUCAACGAAAUUUUUUAUCUGGCCAUUGUAUAACUAAAUAUUUCUGUUUUACAAUUAUUUAAAAAUAUAUAACAAAAUUUUGUCUUGUA
Messenger RNA from Apis cerana (Asiatic honeybee), 2945 nucleotides. Its product is annotated as BTB/POZ domain-containing adapter for CUL3-mediated RhoA degradation protein 3. Gene Ontology annotation, biological process: protein homooligomerization. NCBI's taxonomy places the organism in Eukaryota, Metazoa, Arthropoda, Insecta, Hymenoptera, Apidae. The record is from RefSeq and is a predicted model, not a curated record. Gene Ontology annotation, molecular function: protein binding.